AUGGAAGGUCAGCUGUUGUGUAAUCGCCUCUCUCUGGCACCCGUAUCCAUGGCGAUGAUGAUGAUGCUAUAACUUUAUCACAGAACAUCUGCAAGCUUGGCAGUGGAGUAAACAGAGGUGGUUUACCAGGUACCUCUCACUGAGCUAGUUGGGUAAUUGAUUCAUCAAAUGAAAAGAUGGUCUGUCGACAUGGUCUGACAGACCAGAAGGGGUUCAGGAAGGGACCACAUAGCAGAGGAAGUUCCUUUACAAUGGGAAGUUGACGCCCAUCUCUGGGUGAACAGGAAGCGGAAAUAAUUAAGUUACCUCUGGUUUGUGCAGCCAUUCCUAUGGGGAAAAUUGAUGUGGAAAGAAUAGGGUUUGGGAUAAACGCAGAAAAUAACGUCUGAGGUUAACAUUUUACAUUUACGUUUUAGUCAUUUAGCAGACGCUCUUAUCCAGAGAAAAUAGGGUUAAGUGCCUUGCCGUAAAUAAAUAAAGAAAGAAAAUUGUGCCUGGUUUGCUUAAUAUAAGGAAUGUUUAAUUAUUUGUACUUUUACUUUUACUUUUGAUACUUCAGUAUAUUUUAGCAGCUACAUUAACUUUUGAUACUUAAGUAUAUUUAAAACCAAAUACUUUUAGACUUUUACUCAAGUAGUAUUUUACUGGGUGACUGGGUGUUUUUUUUGCCAAUAGCACAUUUUUACAAUUACAGUACAAUGAAUGCAAUGUUAUGACCAGGUUCAGGAUAUUUUGAAAUUGAUUCUCAAUCGUUGCCAUGCACGCCUCCAACUCAAUCAUCAAGUUUGCAGACGACAAAACAGUAGUAGGCUUGAUUACCAACAACGAUGAGACAGCCUACAGGGAGGAGGUGAGGGCUCUCGGAGUGUGGUGUCAGAAAAAUAACCUCUCACUCAAUGUCAAAAAAACAAAGGAGAUGAUUGUGGACUUCAGGAAACAGCAGAGGGAGUACCCCCCUAUCCACAUCGACGGGACAGCAAUGGAGAAUAGUCCCCUGUAGCUCAGUUGGUAGAGCAUGGCGCUUGCAACGCCAAGGUUGUGGGUUCGUUUCCCACGGGGGGCCAGUAUGAAAAUUUAUGCACUGACUAACUGUAAGUCGCUCUGGAUAAGAGCGUCUGCUAAAUGACUAAAAUGUAAAUGUAAAAUGAGAACUUGGAAAGUUUUAAGUUCCUCGGCGUACAUAUCACUGACAAACUGAAAUGGUCCACCCACACAGACAGUGUGGUGAAGAAGGCGCAACAGCGUCUCUUCAACCUCAGGAGGCUGAAGAAAUUUGGCCUGUCACCUAAAACCCUCACAAACUUUUACAGAUGCACAAUAUGGAGCAUCCUGUUGGGCUGUAUCACCGCCUGGUACGGCAACUGCACAACCCACAACCGCAGGGCUCUCCAGAGGGUGGUGUGGUCUGCACAACGCAUCACCGGGGGCAAACUACCUGCCCUCCAGGACACCUACAACACCCGAUGUCACAGGAAGGCCAAAUAGAUAAUCAAGGACAACUAUCACCCGAGCCACUGCCUGUUCACCCCGCUAUCAUCCAGAAGGCGAGGACAGUACAGGUGCAUCAAAGCUGGGACCGAGAGACUGAAAAACAGCUUCUAUCUCAAGGCCAUCAGACUGUUAAACAGCCAUCACUAGCACAGAGAGGCUGCUGCCUACAUACAGACUUGAAAAUCACUGGCCACUUUAAUAAAUGGAACACUAGUCACUUUAAUAAUGCCACUUUAAUGUUUACAUAUUUUGUAUUACACAUCUCAUAUGUAUAUACUGUAUUCUAUACUAUCUAUUGCAUCUUAGACUAUGCCACUCUGAGAAUGAUAAUGACAUUGCUCAUCCAUGUAUUUAUAUAUCCUUAUUCCAUUCCUUUACUUAGAUUUUUGUGUAUUAGGUUUUUGUUGUAGAACUGUUAGUUAGUACUUGCUAGAUAUUGCUGCACUGUCGGAACUAGAAGCACAAGCAUUUCGCUACACUCGCAAUAACAUCUGCUAACCAUGUGUAUGUGACCAAUACAUUUUAUUUUAUUUGAUCUUUAAUAUGUUUUUGUUUUGUCGAAUAGUCUUUCUCAUCACAGGAAAGAUAGUGUACAUCUCGGACCAGGCGGCAACCAUCUUGCAUUGCCAACGGGAGGGGUUCACCGACGCUAAGUUUGUAGAGUUCCUGACCCCUCAGGAUGUCAGUGUGUUCUACAGCUUCACCACACCCUACCGCCUGCCCUCCUGGAGCAUGUGUCCUGGAACAGGUACCUAUCACCCUUCUACUCACGCAGACGUACAGUUGAAGUCGGAAGUUUACAUACACUUAGGUUGGAGUCAUUAAAACUUGUUUUUCAACCACUCCACAAAUUUCUUGUUAAACAAGGUUCAUCCUUGGGAGCAAUUUCCAAACGCCUGAAGGUACCACGUUCAUCUGUACAAACAAUGGUACGCAAGUAUAAACACCAUGGAACCACGCAGCCGUCAUACCACUCAGGAAGGAGAUGCGUUCUGUCUCCUAGAGAUGAACAUACUUUGGUGCAAAAAGUGCAAAUCAAUCCCAGAACAACAGCAAAGGACCCUGUGAAGAUGCUGGAGGAAACAGGUACAAAAGUAUCUAUAUCCACAGUAAAACAAGUCCUAUAUCGACAUAACCUGAAAGGCCGCUCAGCAAGGAAGAAGCCACUGCUCCAAAACCGCCAUAAAAAAGCAAGACUACGGUUUGCAACUGCACAUGGGGACAGAAAUCGUACUUUUUGGAGAAAUGUCCUCUGGUCUGAUGAAACAAAAAUAUAACUGUUUGGCGAUAAUGACCAUUGUUAUGUUUGGAGGAAAAAGGGGGUAGCUUUCAAGCCGAAGAACACCAUCCCAACCGUGAAGCACGGGGGUGGCAACAUCAUGCUGUGGGGGUGCUUUGCUGCAGGAGGGACUGGUGCACUUCACAAAAUAGAUGGCAUCAUGAGGAAGGAAAAUUAUGUGGAUAUAUUGAAGCAACAUCUCAAGACAUCAGUCAGGAAGUUAAAUCUUGAUCGCAAAUGGGUCUUCCAAAUGGACAAUGACCCCAAGCAUACUUCCAAAGUUGUGGCAAAAUGGCUUAAGGACAACAAAGUCAAGGUAUUGGGGUGGCCAUCACAAAGCCCUGACCUCAAUCCUAUAGAAAAUGUGUGGGCAGAACUGAAAAGGCGUGUGUGAGCAAGGAGACCUACAAACCUGACUCAUUUACACCAGCUCUGUCAGGAGGAAUGGGCCAAACUUCACCCAACUUAUUGUGGGAAGCUUGUGGAAGGCUACCCGAAACGUUUGACCCAAGUUAAACAAUUCAUGGCAAUGCUACCAAAUACUAAUUGAGUGUAUGUAAACUUCUGACCCACUGGGGAUGUGAUGAAAGAAAAAAAGCUGAAAUAAAUCAUUCUCUCUGCUGUUAUUCUGACAUUUCACAUUCUUAAAAUAAAAAUAAGUGGUGAUCCUAACUGACCUAAGACAGGGAAUUUUUACUAGGAUUAAAUGUCAGGAAUUGUGAAAAACUGAGUUGAAAUGUAUUUGGCUAAGGUGUAUGUAAACUUCCGACUUCAACUGUAUCUCUUCCCUUCUACGCACUCAACGAUACAAGCAGUUACUACAGUACACACGCAUACGCAUAAGGAAUCACAUCUACACUCAUAUCCUGUGGAUAUUGAUGAGCAGCAGGUAGGCUGUUUGAAAUACACUCAACUGGAUUCAUCUGGCUGAUUGGAUAUAUAUUCAUCCUCUCUCUCUCUCUCUCCUCUCUCUCUCUCUCUCUCUCUCUCUCUCUCUCUCUCUCUCUCUCUCUCUCUCUCUCUCUCUCUCUCUCUCUCUCUCUCUCUCUCAGAAUCGUCUUCCACAGAGUACAUGCUGGAAAAAUCCUUCUUCUGCCGCAUCAGGUGAGUGAGAUGUAGAUAGAACUAUGAUCGAUGGUUUCCUGCUCUAACAGUCUGACUCAGAGGAGGGGGGAGAGGGAGACAGACACGGGUGGGGGAAUUAGAGUGGUAUGGAGAGAGGAGGGAUGUGAAGGGGGGUGAGGGAGUCAGCUUUGGACUUUUAUCACCACCUAGUGGUCAGGGACUCUACUAAGGUGCUCUGUGUGAUGUAAAGAAGCAAUUUAGUGUUGAACAGGGGGAGGUAGCGUUGGUGUGUGUGUAUGUAUGUAUGUGUGUAUAUAUAUACAGUACCAGUCAAAAGUUUGGACACACCUACUCAUUCCAGGGUUUUUCUUUAUUUUUACUAUUUUCUACAUUGUAGAAUAAUAGUGAAACAUCAAAACUAUGAAAUAACACAUAAGGAAUCAUGUAGUAACCAAAAAAGUGUUCAACAAAUCAAAAUAUAUUUUAUAUUUGAGAUUCUUCAAAGUAGCCACCCUUUGCCUUGAUGACAGCUUUGCACACUCUUGGCAUUACCUCAACCAGCUUCAUGAGGUAGUCACCUGGAAUGACUUUCAAUUAACAGGUGUGCCUUGUUAAAAGUUAAUUUGUGGAAUUUCUUUCCUUCUUAAUGUAUUGAGCCAAUCAGUUGUGUUGUGACAAGGUAGGGUUGGUAUACAGAAGAUAUACCUAUUUGGUAAAAGACCAAGUCCAUAUUAUGGCAAGAACAGCUCAAAUAAGCAAAGUGAAAUGACAGUCCAUCAUUACUUUAAGACAUGAAGGUCAGUCAAUGCGGAAACAUUUCAAGAACUUUUAAAGUUUCUUCAAGUGCAGUCGCAAAAACCAUCAAGCGCUAUGAUAAAACUGGCUCUCAUGAGGACCGCCACAGGAAAGGAAGACCCAGAGUUACCUCUGCUGCAGAGGAUAAGUUCAUUAGAGUUACCAGCCUCAGAAAUUGCAGCCCAAAUAAAUGCUUCACAGAGUUCAAGUAACAGACACAUCUCAACAUCAACUGUUCAGAGGAGACUGCGUGAAUCAGGCCUUCAUGGUCGAAUUGCUGCAAAGAAACCACUACUAAAGGACACCAAUAAGAAGAAGAGACUUGCUUGGGCCAAGAAACACGAGCAAUGGACAUUAGACCAGUGGAAAUCUGUCCUUUGGUCUGAUGAGUCCAAAUUUGUGAGACGCAGAAUAGGUGAACGGAUGAUCUCUGCAUGUGUGGUUCCCACCGUGAAGCAUAGAGGAGGAAGUGUGAUGGUGUGGUGGUGCUUUGCUGGUGACACUGUCAGUGAUUUAUUUUGAUUUCAAGCCACACUUAGCAUGGUUACCACAGCAUUCUGCAGUGAUACGCCAUCCCAUCUGGUUUGCGCUUAGUGGGACUAUCAUUUGUUUUUCAGCAGGACAAUGACCUAACACACCUUCAGGCUGUGUAAGGGCUAUUUGACCAAGAAGGAGAGUGAUGGACCAAUUUGUAAGUCGCUCUGGAUAAGAGCGUCUGCUAAAUAACUUAAAUGUAAUGUAAAUGAUGGAGUGCUGCAUCAGAUGACCUGGCCUCCACAAUCACCCGACCUCAACCCAAUUGAGAUGGUUUGGGAUGAGUCGGACCGCAGAGUGAAGGAAAGUGGUCCUCUGUAGCUCAGCUGGUAGAGCACGGCACUUGUAACGCCAAGGUAGUGGGUUCGAUCCCCGGGACCACCCAUACACAAAAAUGUAUGCACGCAUGACUGUAAGUCGCUUUGGAUAAAAGCGUCUGCUAAAUGGCAUAUUAUUUAUUAUUAUUAAAAGCAGCCAACAAGUGCUCAGCAUAUGUGGGAACUCCUUCAAGACUGUCGGAAAAGCAUUCCAGGUGAAGCUGGUUAAGAGAGGAACAGUGAUAAACAGUCAUUCACAACACCCCAUCUGUUUGGGUGUGAGGCUGAUGUGCAUCUUCAACUUCUAGUGUCUCUGUUCUUGAUCUCUGUAAUAAUGUGUACGGAUGUUGUUUGUGAUCAUUUAACCGUAACAUCUGGUGUCUCCAUCAGGGCUGUUCCAUUAUUGGCGUACCACCCCCAGGACCUGAUCGGAACCCUUGUUCUGCUGCACCUUCACCCCAGUGACCGGCCACUCAUGCUGGCCACCCACCGCAAGAGUGAGACUCUCUUUGAUUCAGACCGAUCUGAUUGAUUGAUUAGGAUUACUUCCAAAACAGAUACACUAUAUAACUAAAGUAAGUCUAGACUCAAUGUGUGAAUGACCGAGCAGCACAUUUAAGAGGAGAAGGACUGGAGUCUAUUUAAAUAAGAGUUGAAAAUAAAUUGACCCAACCCUAUUAUGUAGCCAAAAACAUACAGAGGUAGAAAGCAUCCAAUUACACACUCCUACACCCGCUCUCUCUCUCUUUCUGUCUGUCUAUCUAACAGUUCUGCAGUACAUGGGCCAGCCUUUUGACCACUCUAUCCGGUUCUGUGCGCGGAACGGCGAGUAUGUCACUAUAGAUACCAGCUGGUCCAGCUUCGUCAAACCCUGGAGCCGCAAGGUCUCCUUUGUCACCGGCAGGCACAAAGUCUGCAUGUGAGUCACACACACACUCAAAUGGUCGGUAGUGACACAUAAAAAAUAUAUCAGGCCAGUGAGGCAUCACUGGAGUGUCAGUUAUGCAUCAGUGUUUAUGAAAUGUAAUUAGACAUUGUGUAUCUGAUGUUUCAGGGGUCCAGUAAAUGAAGACGUGUUUGCAGUUUCUGCCGUCACAGAGGGGAAUUUAAUGGACUCUGACAUCCAGGAGAUCCCUGAGCAGAUCCACAGGCUGCUGCUGCAGGUCAGCACACACAGACACAUACACACACACACACACACACACACCUUACAAUUCGCAUUAUUUCUCACAUGCCACUAUCCUCUGUGUGUUUCUAUAACAACACUUUUCCUCCUACAGCCGGUCCACAACAUGGGCUCCAGUGGUUAUGGUAGCCAUGGCAGCAACGGUUCCCACGAGCAGCUGCUGAGUGUGGGGUUGCCUAGCGAGACCAAUGGGAACGCCUUUGAGAACAGGAAUGUGGUUGAGGAGCCAGGCAAAUCCAAGCCGGUGAGUUGAUGCCACUCUCUGCAUUUCUUCCCUGGUUGUCUUCAGUAUUCUAAAUCAUUAUCUCAUCAUUUUCUUCGCUCGAUCACUUGCUCUGUCUCUCUUCCCCACUCACGCCAUCUCUCUAUCUGCAUGUAUGUGUCUUACAGAGGACAUUCCAGGAGAUCUGUAAAGGGGUACAUAUGUUGAAGAGUCAGGACCAGCAGGUCUACUCUCCCUACCCCUCUCCCUCCAAACCUGAAUCCAUGAAAACCACAGACAGUAAAUGGUGUGUGUUGGAAAAUAUUGACGUUUUUGAUCUUGUGUGUGUAUGUAUAUGCACAUGCCUGUGAGAGUGUGUGUUUGCUAACAGACGUGUGUCUUCAGCAGGAGCUCAGCAGCUGAAGAGUCUUGUGGUGUUUCUGAAGGACUCAGCGGUGCCCCCUCUGCUGGUCAAGGACAGUACUGCUACUGCUGCUGCCAGUGUGGAGGAGGUCACCUGUAGCGACCAGACUGUCUACUCCUACCAGCAGAUCAGCUGUCUGGACAGUGUCAUCAGGUAUCUGGAGAGCUGUAUCACCCCCGUCACGGUGAAGAAGUACCAGUUCUCCAACACCACAUCCUCUAACUCUGACGAGGACAAGAAGGACUCAGAGACCACUAUGUAGGUCUCACAAGGUGUAUAUACAAUAUCUCCAUCACACUCCCAAACAUCCCAUAGAAAUAAUCACUCUAAAGCUUGAUGUGUGAGCAUAACGAACAGCAGUGCCUUCUCCACCCUCUGUCCUCCAGAUCCAGGACUGUCUAUGAAGGCCCCUAAGAAGUCUCCCUCUGGCGCCGCCCCGGUGGUGGGAGGGCCCCUGGCCCUGCCCAGCAAGGUUGAGAGCGUGGUGUCAAUCACCAGCCUGUGUAGCUACAGCAGCACCAUCGUCCAUGUAGGAGACAAGAAACCCCAGCCAGAAUCUGGUGAGCAUACACACACACACACGCACACACACUGUGUUAUGGGGCGGCGCACAAUUGGCCCAGCGUCGUCCAGGGUAGGGGAGGGAAUGGCCGGCAGGGAUGUAGAGCAUGGCAUUUGCAACGCCAGGGUUGUGGGUUCGAUUCCCACGGGGGGCCAGUAUGAAAAAUAAAAAGAUAAUGUAAGUCGCUCUGGAUAAGAGCGUCUGCUAAAUGACUAAAAUGUAAUGUAAAUGUUAGGUUUCAUUCUAAUUGGCUGUUUCCUGUGAUUGUUAUCUCCAGAGAUUGCUGAGAGUCCCGCCCCCCCCAGCGCUGCCAGUCAGUGUGGUAUCUCUGCCCACCCAGGAGAAGGAGGCCUAUAAGAAGCUGGGGCUGACCAAGCAGGUGUUGGCAGUGCACACACACAAGGAGAAGCAAGCCUUCCUUACCCGCUGUAAGGAACUCUGCAAUGCCAGAACCUUCCAGAAAGACUGCUCCACCUACCUGCACAGACAGAGAGGUCUGACCAACACGCAGGGUAAGGAAAAUGCAUAGUUACAUACACACAGAAAUGUGGAAAUGUGGCUUUGGAAACAUCUGAGCUAGACGAUAAGACCCAUCUCAUAGAUGUUCUUGACUGACUGUGUUGUGUCUUCUCUCCUCAGAAGCCGCAGGUACCGGGGGCGUUGCUAAACAGAGCGCGGCCAGUCCCGAGGCCUCCCCCGCUGCAGCCAAGAAGGGCAGUGGUGCGUGUCGCCAGUCCGGCCCGGCCCGUUCCUGCCCCUCGCACCAAGCCAGUGGUGCGUGUUCCUAGUCAGGUCCGGCCCGUGCCUACUCCUCGCACCAGACCAGUGGUGCGUUUGUCCAGUCCGGCAUGGCCCGUGCCCAUUCCACCGGUGCCUGGUCCGGCACCGGUCAGCUGCUCCACUCCGGAGCCAGAGCAGUCCGCUCCACCGGUGCCUGAUCCAGUUCCGGUCAGCUGCGCCACUCCGGAGCCAGAGCAGUCCGCUCCACCGGGGUCCAGUCCAGCUCCGGUCAGCGGCUCCACUCCGGAGCCAGAGCAGUCCGCUCCACCGGUGCCUGAUCCAGCUCCGGUCAGCGGCUCCACUCCGGAGCCAGAGCAGUCCGCUCCACCGGUGCCCAGUCCAGCUCCGGUCAGCGGCUCCAGUCCAGACCAUGACGUCAGCCCUUCUCCAGGUUCGGGGUCUCCCACACCAGGGUCCAGACAGGGCCUGGCGUAUCGUGGGAGGAAGGAGAGGAGAAGCAGCGCACCGAGGUCCAGACCAGACCAGGGGUGCAACAGGGAGGCGGAGAGUAUGAGGUCGUCACGCCCGGAGCCGGAGCCGGACCCUGUUAAGUGAAGGUUGUGCGGUCGGAGUCCGCACCUUUGGGGGGGGGUACUGUCACGCCCUGACUCAGGGGACUCGUAUAUGUUGAAUCAGGGUGUGUAUAUCUUUGUUGUGUAUAUUCUAUGUUGUCGAUCUAGUAUGUGUGGAUCUAUGUUGGCCGGUGUGGUUCCCAAUCAGAGGCAGCUGUCGCUCAUUGUCUCUGAUUGGAGAUCAUACUUAGGCAGCCUAUUGGCACUAGUGUGUUGUGGGAUCUUGUUCCUGGUAAGUCCUUAGUUGUGUAUUCUACCUUAGGACUUCACGUUUCGUUUCGUUUAUUGUUUUGUCGUGUGUUUAUUAAGUUUAAUAAACAUGUACGUAUAUCACGCUGCGCCUUGGUCUGUCCCGUCAUUCAACGAACGUGACAGUCCCUCUCUCUGAUAUCUGACUAUAAGAUUAAAUGGACGGAGAGACCAACUCUAUGCACCAUUUUAGAGACCUCAAUCUAUUCUCAUAUUUUUGUGCAAAUAUAUGUGGCGACACUCCCUGUGAACCACCUGUAUGUAAUGCACAUAGAUCUGUAUAGGCUGUUACUGGGAGAUAUGAGCUGUUACGAAUGUUCAUAGCAAGUCUUACAAUGCACUAUACCACCUUUUGUGUAAUGCGUUAUGAUUAAGCAAUAAGUGCCUAGAUACAGCCCUUAGCCGUGGUAUAUUGGCAAUAUACCACAAACCCCUGAGGUGCCUUAUUGCUAUUAUAAACUGGUUACCAACGUAAUUAGAGCAGUACAAAUAAUGUAUUUGUCAUACCCGUGGUAUAAGGUCUGAUAUAUCAUGGCUUUCAGCCAAUCAGCAUUCAGGGCUCGAACCACCCAGUUUAUAAAUGCAUUUAAAGCAUUUGUGCAUUUAUGGAGCCUAUAACUUAGUGUUAUAGUAAGGCUUAUGUUGAAAGAAGGCACUGUAAAUGCAUUCAUACCAUAUUCACAGGUGGUUCACAGAAAGUGUUUAUUUUUUAUCUGUAAAUCCAUACACUGACUUGGUGCGAACACCUUACAAAUUAUUUGCAUUGGAGUUCUUGACACAAACCGGUGCGCCUGGCACCUACUACCAUACCACUUUAAAAGGUACUUUAAUAUUUUGUCUUGCCCGUUCACCCUCUGAAUGGCACAUAUAAGCAAUCCAUGUCUCGAGGCUUAAAAAUCCUUCUUUAACCUGUCUCCUCCCCUUCAUCUACACUGAUUGAAGUGGAAUUAACAAAUUACAUCAAUAAGUGAUCAUAGCUUUCACCUGGUCAAUCUAUGUCAUUGAAUGAGCAGGUGUUCUUUAUGUUUUGUACACUCAAUGUAUAUUUGUCACAUAGCCACUUUGAGAACCUGAUAUUUUAGCACAGUUCAUUGCAUUUUUGUAGGUGCAUUAAAAUGUUAAAAACGUAUCCCUUUCCCCCCAGUGUUAAUCUGGACAGGUAAGGGUUUGUUUUGUUGUGAUGGUGGUCCAUGGGGUUUUCACCCUACAUUUUACUUGAAUGGCUAUAAUAAUAUUUUAUGGCUGGAACCUGAUGAAGAAGGCAUAAACUCUGAUGGCAACAUCGUGUGACUAUUGUUCAAAAGCUGCAGGCAAUUUCGACUAUAGACCUAUUGGGAUAUUGGCCUCUGACUCAAAUCAGUGUAGUCUAUGGGAGGGUUAUCUGUUUAUGAGUGUUGUGCGAGUGAAAGCAUCAAACAGAGCGGGGAAAGCUCACAAGAAACUGUCAGAGCGGAUAAAGGGCUAGGCUGAGGCGUUCUGUUGUUAGAUCAGUGAUUGUUCUUCAGCGUCAAAGACAGUUGAGAGGAGAGACGCAUCCAAGGAUGGAAUGGGAGUCCCAGGGGAUCCGUUUCAGAGCCAUAUGCUCUCAUCCACGUUUGAAAUCCUCAUGCCAACUGGCACCGGCCACUAA
Messenger RNA from Coregonus sp. 'balchen', 11086 nucleotides. NCBI's taxonomy places the organism in Eukaryota, Metazoa, Chordata, Actinopteri, Salmoniformes, Salmonidae. The record is from the annotation of a GenBank genome assembly.